AGGCUCGAGUCCUCGGGCUCCCCGAGCCGCCCAGAACUGCUCCGACGCCGCGCGCAUCGGCUCCGCUCGGCGGCCGGGGCUCGGCUACCAUGGCGAACCAGCCCGCUCGCGCCCCGCCAUGGCCAAACUGCAGCCGCAGCAGCUCACAGCCUUGGGCGACAAGCGCCACUUACUAUGGCGUGUGCGACAGCAGGCCCGACCAGCUUGACGGCGAACGAGGAACCGCUUGCGCCGGUCUCGCCUGCGGGCGGGGCCGCCCGCCAGCGGGCCUCAAGCUCGAGAUCCUCUCCAACGACAGUGAGCUCAUGGACGCCAGCACUCCCCGCACCCACGGGCCAGACACCUGGGCGUUCAGCAGCGCCCGCGGCGACAGCAGGGCCUCCGCGGCCGACGCGCGCUCCCCGACCCGGGAGUGGAGCGCCCCCGACGCGGCCUGGGCCCGCAUCCGCACGCCGUCCCCGGAGCCGCUGGCGUGGCAGCAGAGCGCGCCCGCGAAGCCCCCGCAGUGGCUGCCGUGGCAGCCCCCGGCAGUGCCGCAGCCGCCGGAGCCCGCGGCGCCGCGCGAGCGGGGGCCCGCCCCGCCCGCCGGGGAGGCCAAAGCUGCCGCGGCGAAGCAGGAGCGCACGCAGGGAGGGGUGCCGGAGAUGCCCGAGAGGCCGGGAGCGCGGGAGGCCUCAUCGGGCCUGCCGCCGGGCUUCCGGGGGGUGCUGAGCGUGGGCUCGGUGGGCCACCCGUACGCGUGCCGCGAGCCCUGCAAGUACGUGCGCAAGAGCCGCGGGUGCAAGGACGGGGCGCAGUGCGACCGGUGCCACGCCUGCGUCUGGAGCUACUACAGGCCAGGGCCCAAGCCCGAGGUGGCGCGCCCGCCGACGGCGGGCCGUGCCGGCCCCGCCGGGCCGCAGGGCCAGUGACCAGCAUUUCUUCUAUCUCUUCUGUUCUCAGAGCACCGCUCGGUUCUGACAGCACGUCGUGGCAGGCCUCGAGGAACGCCAGUGCGGCCGGUCCCUGCGGCACGCUGGUGGCCCCCUCCGAGCUGCCUGGUGGAUGGCGUGCGGGAGGGCGCCCAGCCGACGGGACGCCCUAGGGGGGCUGGAGUCCGACGAUGCGCCUCCAAGGGCAACUUUUUGCUGUCCGAGGAUGCACGUCCCGACUGCACUUGUCGGUGCCGACGCGCUGCAUUUUGAAUCUGCAGUCUUGCUGCUGCCGUCAUAGUUUCAAGGACCGAUUAUUCUGAUUCAGAGAUCACGCUCAUUUUUAAGUUUCCAGAAUCACAUGCGGCCACUGGCACCGAGCUGUGGCGCCGCGCUGCCAGGCAGGUGCAAGCCUGCUGGCCCGACUGGGAAGAGGGCGCCACCUAGGCAUUCCCCACCUAUACCCCCACCUUUGAUGCUUCCGCACUCCCCAGACCCCCGAUUUCAUGAUUCUCGGAAAGGAGGGGAAGGAAUGCGGAGCCCGAGAUCCUGGCGUCACACUUUCUUCGCACCGGGCUUUGUCGCCCUGCGUGGACUCUCCCAUGCCCUUUUGUAGGGUCGUGGCGCCGCGCUACCGGGGGCGACCGCCCCGCGCGUGGCGCGUGGCGCGUCACGAUGGCACGGCCAAAGAGGCCAUGCCGGGGUUUAAUUCCCAAUGCGAGUUUCAGCUUUCGGCCUCCUGCUCCUCCUCCUCCUCCUCCUCCUCCUCCUCCUCCUCCUUCGUGUAGGCAAACUUAUAGUGCUGUGCAUGUAGCGUUCGGCAGUGACAAACGAUGUAAGAUUCCGACUCGGCGAAGUGCAAGCACAAUUAAGGUUGCUGCCAGUGCGGGCACAAGAGGGGCCAG
This is a messenger RNA of Prorocentrum cordatum, 1816 nucleotides long. The record is from the annotation of a GenBank genome assembly. Lineage: Eukaryota; Dinophyceae; Prorocentrales; Prorocentraceae.